UAAAUGUCCUUCCAUAUUUCUGACCGCAUGAUUUUAAAAUGGCGACUCACAGGUGGUAUCACCAAUCUAAAGACUAUGCAAAGGAAAAAGAAAAAAGACAGCUUUCUUUUGAAGCUACAAGUAACCAUCCCUUAAAAGCCAUAACGGUCACUGAAAUAAAAUGUAGCGACAAAAGAGGGACGCCUUCCCGAUCAAACUCUAUAGCAACAGGUCAGAAGGGCCUUUCUGAACCCCUUAGUCUUAUUUUGGACCCACUUAAUGCUGAGUUUGAUGGCCGUGAUCCUUUAUCAAUGUUUGCUGCUGAAGCUGAGGCAGAAAAUAAGAAUCAGAAACCAUCAAGUUUGAAGGAAAGAAGUAUUUCAAUUCGUUCUGGAACUGAAGAUGAUAACUUUGAGCCAUGGUGUCUGAAAAAAGCUGGGAUUCUUUCAAAGUACACCACAUCUGAAAAGCUGUCAAUCACCACCAGUUUUCUGUCAACAUCUGACAAAGAAAAAGUUAUUAUUAAAACUCAAAGCACUGUUACAGAUAAAGUAAAGAACAGACUGGAACAGUUGGACGAUUUUGAAGAGGGUUCUGUGCAAGAAAUGUUGGAUUUGAGUCAACAAGAAUAUGUGAAGAGAAUCGAUGAACUCAAUAUGGCCCUUAUUAAUGCUUGGGACCAAGACCAACGAGUGAAAUCCCUCAAAAUAGCCAUACAGUGUUCCAAGUUGUUAUCGGAUACAUCGGUUAUUCAGUUCUACCCAAGCAAAUUUGUCUUGGUUACAGAUAUUCUCGACACAUUUGGAAAACUAGUCUAUGAUCGUCUGAAAGAAAAAGCUAUGGUGACUUCUCCCGGAACCCAACCAGUUACAUUGUCUGAAAACUUUUCACCUUCUGAAGUACCUGAUGCUGCCAAAGAAAUAUGCUACAACUGGUUUUACAAGAUUGCAUCCAUACGGGAACUUAUUCCUCGGUUUUAUGUUGAAGUGGCCAUUCUUAAGUGUUACAACUACCUGGACACAAAAGAACAUGGCAAUUCUUUGAAGAGGCUGGCAUCUAUGAUAAGAGGAAUUGGUGAUCCGUUAGUUGCAGCAUAUGCUCGCUGUUAUUUAUGUCGGGUGGGAGCCACAGUAGCUUUCGGGUACCGUGAACACUUACUGCCGUGCUUUGAUGAUUUUCUCUUUACCUACCAUCAGACUCAAGAGGACGGUGUACAGAAUGUACUGGCCAGGCAGAAACUGGAGACACCAAAAUAUUUAACUCUAUAUUCUCCUGCUUUGGACUGGUUACUGCAGUGUUUGGCUCAUGAGGCGACAUCUGAGACUUUGGAACAAAUUCUAAAAAAGACAAGUGAUCAUUGCAAUAGUGCUCUGUUGCUGAAUUCCAUAAUUUCUGCAUUCCAACCCAGCUACAUAGCGAACAGAGCAUCCCAGUUUGUGGAAAUGAUUAAGAACUGUGAAGAGUCUGGCUUUCCAAAGCACAUGUUAUACCGUACCCUUGGAGCCUGCCUCAUUCUGGCUGAUCCACCUGCCAACCAACGUUUAUCAAUACUUAACGAUGUGUGGAAAAGUAUAAUGAAAUUGAAACACCCUAGGGACUACAUUAGCUGUGCUGAAGUUUGGAUAGAGUAUGUUGCAAAACAUUUUGGGAAACGUGAAAUCAAUACAGUGUUAAGUGAUAUCAGCAAACACAUGUCCCCAGAUCGGGCGUAUGAAGACUAUUAUCCUCAACUUCAGUCAGUCGUCUCUAAAGUUUUGAUUCACUUUCAUAACUUUUCUGUACUUUUUGGACUGGAUAAAUUUUUGCCAUUUCUCGACAUGUUCCAGCGUGAGUCAGUGAAGGUAGAAGCAUGCAAAUCUAUAAUGGAAGCUUUUAUUAAGUACCAAACAGAACCCACUGAUGACCCUGUUAUUAUCAACACCAUGAUGUUUCUUUGUAAAGUAGCCCAUGACUCUGUCAAUGCUUUGACUCUUGAAGAUGAGAAGAGGUUAAUUAGUAAUUUGAUAAUUGGUUUCCUGCGGAAGGUCACAUUUGGCCAAGAUUUUGAGCAGCAACUCAGCUUUUUCGUUGAGGCCCGUGCCACUUUCAGCAACCUGGACCCAGUCCUUGUGGCUCUCAUUCAUUCUGUGAACCAGCUUGCUAUGUCCACACACAAGAUUGUCAAAGGGAAACACACAAAAAAGACUGCUGCUUUUGUGAAGGCUUGUGCUGCAUAUUGCUUCAUCACAAUUCCAUCACUAAGGUUCACAUAUAGUCAGUUGAGCCUGUACUUAGUUUCUGGACAAGUGGCACUCUUAAACCAAUGUCUUGGUCAAGCUGAUGAAUUCUUCAAGGCUAUCGUACUGUUGAUCCCAGAAAUUCCUCGGAGUUUAAAGAUCGACAAUGUGGUCCGGCAGACUGAACCAUUAUUGGUUGAAUUCCUGAGUAACUUCAUCUCGACUCUUCUCGUGGUACCAGACAAUCCUGAUGCUGGCGUGAUGUAUGUCUUAAAGGGAUUGCUAAAUGUGUUAAAAGGUUACAACACAGAUGCGAACACAGACGGGAAAAUAGUGCUUUACAUCCGAGUGUUGUGCAUGCUAUCAGGUUCCUGUCAGGAAGAUUACCUGUAUCAUGUUAGCAAAGUUGAUUCCAAUGAUAAACUAUAUGGUUCAGAUCCAAUAUUCAUUGAAGAAGUUAGAACCAUAUGUGACUCGUUAAUCACCGAAAUUCUUGGACACUUAAAAACACUGGCAUCACAAGAGGCAUUUAAAAGACAAAGCUAUCUUGCUCUGGAGCUCUUCAACACUAUUGUUACCCAUGGACAACUGACAGAAGCCAAUAUGCUUACUUUAGCUGUUAAUCUCUGGGGAUUAUCACAGAAGCAUGGUUGCAUGGAUAAGAAACAAAUUACUCAAGCCCAGCAUUAUGUACAAUUAAAAGCCAAAAACAACAUGGCCAAUAAGGGUUUCACCAGUUUAGCUAGUAAAAUGUCAUCGGAGUUCCAAUCGUGAUACUAAUUUGAAGCUGAAGCACCUGCUUAGAUCUCUCACUGAAUCUGAUGCUGGGAGUAUGUAGAAUCGUCAAAAAUAAAAUCAAAAGUUCAUUUGUUAUCUACUUAACGAUUUUUGAUAACGCCUUACGACUAUAAUUAAAUAAACCCUGUCUCACUUUGCA
Messenger RNA from Octopus sinensis (East Asian common octopus), 3132 nucleotides. Its product is annotated as VPS35 endosomal protein sorting factor-like. Lineage: Eukaryota; Metazoa; Mollusca; Cephalopoda; Octopoda; Octopodidae. The record is from RefSeq and is a predicted model, not a curated record. Gene Ontology annotation, cellular component: endosome. Bases 39 to 2969 code for a protein of 976 amino acids. Gene Ontology annotation, biological process: endocytic recycling. The transcript is spliced from 26 exons.